Plasmopara halstedii is the source of this 498-nucleotide messenger RNA. RefSeq lists its product as uncharacterized. The transcript is spliced from 3 exons. The record is from RefSeq and is a predicted model, not a curated record. NCBI's taxonomy places the organism in Eukaryota, Oomycota, Peronosporomycetes, Peronosporales, Peronosporaceae. Bases 1 to 498 code for a protein of 165 amino acids.
AUGAACCAUGAUCAAGCGUCCUUGAAUGAUGACCGUCUCAAGUUGUUUGAAAAAGCUGUAGAGACAUCAGGACGUUUGACAUUUGAAGACAUGCUGAGCAGUACGGAAUUGGAUCCAGUGAAGCCGUUCCAAGCGAUUCUCAGCGAUCAGAAAAAAGUGAUAUUGCUUAAAGAAGCUGUUAGGGAUGAAGAGCAUUUGAAUAAAUUUAGAUUGGUUUUGGACAGCAAGAGCAGCACGAACAUCAAUUACGAACUCAAGAGCGUUUUGGUUGGUAAGGAAUGGGCGAAGAAAUUCGAUAUGGUGUUAGAGGAUAUGAAUUUAGUGUUUUUUCUAAGGGUGGCUGUAAAGGACAAUGAUCGUGCGAAGUUUAGAGCGGCUUUGGAGGAACAAACACAGUUUCAAGUGUUUGAAGAGACUGAUGCUGGAAUUACAGACGAUGAAGUGGUUGAAGGACAAGGAUACAAACACCGUAUUGGUUCGGUUGAACCAACUGUAUAA